AUGAGGCCCGAGGCAGUCUUUCUUCCUCCAACAGCACACUUCACAGAUACCCAAAACCCACUAAACAACCUUAUACAACACUAUGCCGCCCAAAGCAGUCUCAACAAAGGGAUCCUCCGCACCCCCGGCGAAGGGCGCCUCAGUACCCCCAGCAGAAGGCUCUACAUCCCAUACCUCUUCAACAGUCCCAAAGAAAAACUCCUCUGCACCUCCUCUACAUGGACCCGCAGAAACUCUGGCGAGGAGCUCGCUAUCAAUCGCAAAGAAAACUCCUGCAGCCCUACCUGUGACAGCCUCUUCAUCAAUCCCAACGCAAAGCUCUUCUGUACCUCCUCCGCAUGGACCCAUAGCGGCUCUGGCGAAAGGCCCACUAGCAAUCGUAGCGAAAACCCCUGCAGCACUGUCUUUAGAAAGCCGAAACGAUCAGCCGAAAAACGACAAGGCUUCUGGAAAGCGAGAGACGCAGCUACCGAACCUUGUCGAGGAGAUCCCACCACCCACAGAGGUAGAUGGAGCGUCUCCAGAACAGGUCGAGAGCAUGAAAAAUUCAUGGGCCGAAUUCAACUUACUCGCCAGUGA
Messenger RNA from Periconia digitata, 579 nucleotides. The record is from the annotation of a GenBank genome assembly. NCBI's taxonomy places the organism in Eukaryota, Fungi, Ascomycota, Dothideomycetes, Pleosporales, Periconiaceae.